Molecule: messenger RNA, 1141 nt
Organism: Misgurnus anguillicaudatus (oriental weatherfish)
Lineage: Eukaryota; Metazoa; Chordata; Actinopteri; Cypriniformes; Cobitidae
Product: protein LZIC
Molecular function (GO): beta-catenin binding
Source: RefSeq, a predicted model, not a curated record
AACCCUGCGCAACAUUUACGCAAAAAGCAAUGACGUGCUAGCAGUAACAAACCACACCUUAGCAUCUAUAUUAGAUAAACAGCACCGAACUUCUCUCCUAGUUUUGUUUUGACAAAAGGACUUUUAUUGGAGAAUAAAGGACGGGAUAUAAAGAAUGGCGUCUCGGGGUAAAUCAGAAACAAGUAAACUGAAACAAAACAUGGAAGAACAGCUGGACCGGUUGAUGCAACAACUGCAAGAUUUAGAGGAGUGCAGGGAAGAACUUGAUGAGGAGGAGUAUGAGGAAACUAAAAAAGAGACAUUAGAGCAAAUGAGCGAGUUCAAUGAAUCCCUGAAGAAGUUUAUGUCUGGGAAUAUGACACUAGUAGAUGAAUUGGGGGGAAUGCAACUGGCGAUCCAAGCUGCCAUCAGUCAGGCAUUUAAGACACCUGAAGUUAUUCGGCUGUUUGCCAAAAAGCAGCCAGGGCAGCUCAGGACAAGAAUGGCCGAGAUGGACCGUGACGUGAUGGUUGGAAAGCUUCCUCGAGAUGUCUAUACUCAGCAGAAAGUGGAGAUCCUCACAGCUCUUAGAAAACUUGGCGAGAAGCUUACACCAGAAGAUGAAGCGUUUCUUGCUGCCAAUGCUAGUGCUAAACUGAGCCAGUUUGAGAAGGUCACUGCUAGCCUAGGAUCGGAAGAUAAGAUAAUGGCAUUGGCCAGUUCUGGGGUCGAGAAAACCCAGACAUAAAGAUGUACUUGAGUUUUACUGUUUUUUUUACAACGACUGCAAUUUCUUAGUUGAUGGAUGUGGUUAAAUGUGUGCUUUAGGAGUAAUCAUACAGAUAUUUGUGUUGUAUGCAUCCUGCACAUUUUAUGACCUAUUGUACUGAUCUGGGUACAAUGAAAAACUGAGUUUACAUUGUUCUGAAAGAUAUCUGACAUUUUAGACAUGAUAGUGUUGUCUUUUGUUUUUAAUUGUCAUAGUUCGUUUUUAGUCCUCUGGUUGUAAUGUAAUGUAUUACAGACUGUGCAGCCAAUUACUCUUUUGGUACGGAGUAUUUGAUAUAAUUACUAUGAAUUUUAUUUCAUUUCAUUUUUGUGAUUUUUAACCAGUGUGAUGUUUGUAAAUAUUUUGUAUUAGAAUAUAAUUGAUGAAAACCUG